AUGGGAGAACAAAACAAAUUGUAUUAUGACGUCGAGAAACUGGUAAAUUCUUUGCAGGAAACUUUUGAUCUAGAUUGCGCACAAAGUGUAUCCCUUUUCACUAGUAAAUCAAGAAGUAAUGAGGCUUGGUUGGAAGAGCUAGAGAAUAAAUUUAAGUUGAAAGAUGAUGUUGAACUCGAUGAUGUGGAAACCUUAAGGGCCGAAAUCGAUAUUAAAUUAAGUUUGCUGGAGGAUAAAGUAAGCUACUAUGAAAGACUCUGUAAAGAACUCGAAGAGUUUCAGAACGAAAUGAAAAUUAAAACUGUUGUUAAUAACAGAAGGCAAUCGCGAACUCCAAAAUGA
Saccharomyces paradoxus is the source of this 342-nucleotide messenger RNA. RefSeq names its product Bli1p (gene BLI1). Bases 1 to 342 code for a protein of 113 amino acids. Lineage: Eukaryota; Fungi; Ascomycota; Saccharomycetes; Saccharomycetales; Saccharomycetaceae. The record is from RefSeq and is a predicted model, not a curated record. The transcript has a single exon.